Molecule: messenger RNA, 2199 nt
Organism: Gambusia affinis (western mosquitofish)
Lineage: Eukaryota; Metazoa; Chordata; Actinopteri; Cyprinodontiformes; Poeciliidae
Product: CD276 antigen-like
Exons: 4
Coding region: 863-1531 (222 amino acids)
Source: RefSeq, a predicted model, not a curated record
UUGAAGGCCGUCAGCUCUCUUGCUUCUGGUGCCAAAGCCACUUGCCAGUAUCCUUUGCACAGAUCCAGCGUUGUGAUGUAACUUGCAGAACCGACUUUCUCCAGUAGGUCGUCCACCCUGGGCAUCGGGUACGGGUCAAAGUUGGACACAGCAUUUAAAUGUCUAAAAUCUAUGCAAAAUCUCAGGGAGCCGUCUUUCUUUGGUACCAGCACAAUCGGGCUGCACCACUCACUACUAGACUCUUCAAUUAUACCCAAAUCCAACAUCAGCUUUAUUUCUUUUUCCAGUACCGGAACCAAGCGUUCUGGUAUGCGAUAGCUCUUUUGACGACUCGGUGCAUCUUCUUUCAGCCGAAUCUUGUGUUGGACCAGUGAUGUAAAUCCUGGAACUUCUUUAAAGAGCUGAGGGUCCAAGAAAGGUUUGAUUUUUUCCUGCUCAGUAGGAGACAGAUGAGAAAUGUCAACCAAAGCACAGUCUGACAUGCUAGUUGGGAAAAAUUUUUCAGUCACCUCCUCAUCCUUAACUGCUCUCACAAAUAACUCCUGGUGCACAGGCUCUUGUCGGCUGUGAAACUCUUUCAACAAGUUGACAUGAAAAGUCUGAUGCUUUUUAGCUCUUUCCGGCAUGUACAGUUCAUAAACCACUUUACUCACUUGUUUGGUGAUCUCAUAUGGUCCAUGCCAUUUUGUCAGCAGCUUGUUGUCACUGGUAGGCAGCAGUAACAGAACCUUCUGUCCUGGCAAGAAGACUCUGUCUCUGGCCUUCUGAUCGUACCAUGUCUUUUGAUGUUGUUGAGCUGCUUUCAUGUUGUCCUGUGCAAAAGAUGCCAUUUCCUGCAAUCGCUCUCUCAUGUUGAUGACGUAUGCUGCAAUGUUUUCACCCUCUGGCUUUGCGUCUUCCCAACAGUCCUUCAGUAGAUCCAGCGGACCUCUCACUUGACGGCCAUACAAUAACUCAAAGGGUGAGAAACCUGUGGACACUUGUGGAAACUCCCGGUCAUUAUCAGGUAACCAGCUCGCGUCAGCCAGUUGUUGCCGCUCCAGGUGAUGAUGUCAUCCUCCAGUGCCUCGUGGAGCCCCCGUUGGACACGGUGGACAUGACCGUGGAGUGGUCAAAGCUUGACGCCAAACAUCGGCCGAAGGGAAUGGAGUACGUGCAUCUUUACCGAGACAACCGUGAGGUUCUGGACAUGAAGAGCUCGUCGUACCAGGGGAGGACGGCGUUGUUCGCAGGCGGCCUCAGACACGGGAACAUAUCCCUCAUCGUCACCAACGUCACGGCUGCGGACGAAGGGACGUACAAAUGCUUCAUCCCAAAGCUGCAUGGCAACACCAAAUCUUCAGUUGUCCGCCUUAUUAUUGAUCAAACCUCUAAACUCAAACCAUCUAAAACCGUUACUUCAGAGACACGACUCUUUCCCGAAGCAACGGGGCAGAAUGAACUGAACGGCGGUGUGACCCGUUCCAGAAGCUUCGCUCCACUUAUUGUUAUCUGUCUCUUACUUAUCUCAAAUGGAUCAUUCAACGCGUGAGUUGCAGCAUGCUGACUCACUGUAUGAAUGUGUCAGAGCUAUAGGCAAUUUACGUUUUCAACAGUAGAAAGAACGUGUAGGCAGGAGGUAGACGUCUGAUUUUUCUUUGUGGUCCAGCUCAUAAAAGUUGCUCCAGGUUUGAUGCAUGUUCUGAUUUGCACUCAUAUGCUCAAACUAAGUUUCAUUUCAUAAUGUCUGUGGCCCACAUGAUGUGAUCACAUUCUGUUUCUGCUGUAAUGUUCCUACAGCCGAUAGAAAAAUAGUUGUUCUGUUUAGUUUUAGAUGUGAAGUGCCAAAUUUUUCAUUUAACAAUGUGUCCACAAAAAUGUUCCCUUUUUCUUUAAUGUAUUUUGUUUUGAUUUUCUUCUGCUGUUGCACUUUAUCACACUUUCCCAUUUCAUAAGCUAUGGCACGAUUACAGGGUCGUUGCAUGACUUGAUUUUAUGUAAAAAAUUUUUUACCAAUAUUUCUUCAGAAUAAGUUGAUUACAAUGUUGGAAACAGAGGAUAAUCCAUGUCAUUAAAUGCGAUACUUUUGAUUCAGUUUGGCAUGGAGGGACUUUUCCAUUCUUCUGCUGCCAGAAAGUUUUCUGUAAUAAAACCCUGUUACUGAGUUCAGCAUGUUCAACUCAACGGGUUUUAAAUAAAAGUACCCAUUUCUUCAAACCA